Messenger RNA from Diplodia corticola, 879 nucleotides. Its product is annotated as big1-domain-containing protein. The transcript has 5 exons. Bases 1 to 879 code for a protein of 292 amino acids. Gene Ontology annotation, cellular component: endoplasmic reticulum membrane. The record is from RefSeq and is a predicted model, not a curated record. Gene Ontology annotation, biological process: (1->6)-beta-D-glucan biosynthetic process; fungal-type cell wall biogenesis. Lineage: Eukaryota; Fungi; Ascomycota; Dothideomycetes; Botryosphaeriales; Botryosphaeriaceae.
AUGGCUCUCCGAACCGUUGGCGCGAUAGCUCUGUCUAUCUCCGCCGCCGCCGCCUUCCAGGGCACCUCCCCGCUCUUUGUCGUCUCCUCGGCCGACGCCCUCCCCGAGUUCGCCGACAAGAACAUCAUCUCCUCCGCCGCCGCCGCCCGCUCCGUCGAGCAGCUCCUCGCCGGCUGCCCCUCCGAGUCCUAUGUCGUCGUCAACCAGCCCGGCGUCUCGCCCACCGACUUCGAAGACAAGUGGUCUGCGCCUUGGCUGCGCUCCAAGUUCCACAAUGCCGACGCCGCCACCACUACCGCAUCCAUCAACGAGGUUGUUGGCGGCACCAGCGCCGACCAUGUGAUCAAAUACCUCGAGGAUCAGUGCAAGGCCACCCGGAUGAACAUCGACGCCUCGAAUGGUUACAUCUCCCUCGGCGAUGCUUCCCCGCGCGUCAUCAAGCUUGACUUCACCGCUCCCCCCAGCGCUGCUCCUGAGAGGGCUUCUGAACUGACCGAGAACGACUCGUUCCUCGACGCCUUGAUGUCCAGCGUCCAGGAGAAGAGCUACACCCUCAUCUAUACCACCACCCCGCCCGCCGUCGACCAUGUCCCGGCUCCCAAGCAACAGCACCCGGUCCAAGGCUACGAGAUGGAGGAGACGUUCCCUCUCCACACCGAGAUGAAACGUGCUUUGGCCGACCGCGCCGUGGAUGAUGACGAUGUGGCUCUCUUUGAGAAGUACCAGUUCCUCUCCCCAGGCAUUUUUAUGGGUCUUUCUGUCAGCAUCCUGCUCUUCCUCAUCCUCUACGUCGGCGUCACUGCCGUUGCCGGCCUCGAGGUUUCCUAUUUUGCUUUCAGCAAAGAAAUGGGCCCUGCUGCACAGAAGAAGCAACAGUAA